This is a messenger RNA of Misgurnus anguillicaudatus (oriental weatherfish), 3595 nucleotides long. NCBI's taxonomy places the organism in Eukaryota, Metazoa, Chordata, Actinopteri, Cypriniformes, Cobitidae. The record is from RefSeq and is a predicted model, not a curated record.
GUCUCUGCACUAGUUUCGAAGCAUGUGAACUGUAACAGUUUCGAUUCCGGGAUUCACCUUAACCAAAUAACAUCCUCCAUCACUUACACAUACAUAACCAACAGUACAAUACAAUGCCUUCUCUCAAAGAAUCAUAUGAAGCAGGACUUGAUUUUCUUGCGUUUUUGGGGGAGAGGAGAUCCAAAACAGACAAAACCGAGCUUCGGGACAUUUACAACUUGGAGUUUAAAAGGAAUAGAAGCAAAGUACCCAGCUUUUCCAGUGUGGUCUAUGCCUUAAAAACGUUUAAUAAAGCCAGAACAAAGUCUGGGAAAGUGAUUUUAAAUGGCAAACCAAAGAAGAAAACCAAUGCAUCCGCCCCGGAUUCAAUCCCAGCAUCCUCUUCCUCCUCCCCUCCAAAAAAGCCGGUCCUGACCGGGAAGAAGAAGCUCGCUGCAGAUAUUCUCAGCCAACUCAAAGUGAAACGUGCUGAGCUCAUCAAAGACAAAUGGGGUGUUGAAAUAACCUCUGAGCCCAAGUGCACCAAUGGGAAGGUUACUUUUAUUAUCAAGGAGAUGGGGAAGCUGUUUGUGGUGAAGUUUCACAUCGUAAACCGAGGUCAAAGCUGUGUCUACUUCAGAUACUACACAGCUCUGCACAAGAUGCGUUGCUUAACUCUAGUAGACGACCGGAAAGUAAACCGUGUUUCGCCUCUUCUCCUCUGUCCGGGUGAGAGUUAUGAUGUUAAAGCCCAUUACAAAGUACAACAUCCCGGACACUUUCCAGCCACCAUUUGCUUUGAGUUCUGCCCCGAGUCUGAGCCCCCGGGUACUGCUAAACCCUUUUAUAUAGUCCGGGAAAUGAUGGCUGUGGUCCAGACCCAGCUAGCUGCAGAACUGGGCCCAAAGAGUCCAUAUGACCCCAAACAGAACAGACGCCCUCGUCCUAAAGACAGGAUUGUGGAAGUAGGGGUUCCACCUGAGAGUUCUGUCAUACAUGCCCUUAAGCCUAUGGUAAAGGUGAAUCCUUAUUAUUACCCUGGCUACCUGAAGGUGUUGGCCAAACACAAGCUGGAGGAUUCAGAGCGCCUUCCAGCCCCAGUAAGACAGCAACUUCCCAGAUUGAGACGCGUCUUGGAAACCGAGCUGUGCAUGAAGAUCUACAAAGAGCGCUUUCAUCUUCUCUUACACCUGGAGGAGAUACAGAUGGAGGUGGACAUUAAGAAGUAUGACCUUUACGGUCAGACCAUGACCCAAGACAUACUACACAAGAAGUUGCUGGUUCUAAAAGUGCCAGGAGUUGCAGAGAACAGACCUUCUGUGUUAAGAGGAGAUCAGCUCCACGUCUAUGUGUCAGGAGACAAGAGCAAACCUGUCACGGUUUAUGAGGGUCACGUCCAUCGUGUCGAGCUAGACAGAGUUAAAUUAGGCUUCAAUAGAAAGCUUCUCCAGAAGUUUGUCAGCAAAAUGAAGUUCGACGUGGAGUUUAACAUCAACCGCUUCCCUAUUAAGCUCCAGCACAGAGCGGUGGAGCUCGCUGCCCAGCAUGACCUGGGUAAAGUUCUGUUCCCCACAGAUAAUGGCAUCCAACAGACUACACUGCCAAAACUCAGAAUGUUCAACAAAGAUUUGGAGAAGAACCCGGAGCAGAAGGCAGCGGUCCAGCACAUCUUGGCGGGCACAUCUAAACCAGCACCUUACCUGAUCUUUGGACCUCCUGGCACUGGCAAAACCGUCACACUGGUGGAAGCCAUAAAACAGGUAAAUAAGUCUGUCGACAAGGCUCAUAUCCUUGCUUGUGCGCCUUCAAAUAGUGCCUGUGAUCUGUUGUGUGAGAGGUUAUUAGGAUUCGUGGACGGGCAUCGCCUCUAUCGCCUAUAUGCACCAAGUAGAGACCAGCGCACUGUACCAAAGAAACUUCUUAAACACAGCAACUGGAAUGAAACUCAGGAUGGUUUCGUUUUACCCACUAGAGAAGAUGUGAUGAAGUACAGAGUCAUCGUGGUUACCUUGGUCACCGCAGGAAGGCUUGUGUCAGGAGGCGUCCCUAAGGGCCACUUCACGCACAUUUUUAUAGAUGAAGCCGGACAGGCCGUGGAGCCGGAGUGCGUCAUCGGGAUAGCGGGUUUGCUAGAUCCUACGAAGGGCCAGUUGGUAUUGGCCGGAGACCCUCAGCAGCUUGGCCCCAUCCUGAGAUCACCACUGACACAACUAUAUGGAAUGGGUCAGUCGCUGCUGGAAAGGCUGAUGAAACAGAAUGUGCUUUAUCAGAAGAUCCAAGAUGGCCACCCAAGAUAUGACAGUCGCUUUGUCACCAAGCUUCUCCAGAAUUACAGGUCUCACCCUGCCAUCCUCACCGUCCCAAAUGAGCUUUUCUAUGAAAAUGAGCUGCAGGUGUUUGCAGAUCAAAUGGAGCGAGAGGCCUUCUGUCACUGGGAGCAUCUCCCCAAGAAGGGAUUUCCUCUUUUAUUUCACGGAGUGAUGGGGAAAGAUGAAAGAGAGGCCAACAGUCCUUCAUUCUUCAAUGUGACUGAGAUUGAGGUCAUCAUCAGCUACCUUAAAAAGCUCAUGGAGACGCAGGGCAAGAAGGGCCUGCCAAAACUCAAUGACCAGGACAUCGGCAUCAUUGCCCCUUACAGGAAACAGGUGGAGAAAAUACGGAAAGCUCUCAACAGUGUUGGAGAGUUGAGCCAGUGGAAAGGGAUGAAGGUGGGGUCAGUGGAAGAGUUUCAGGGUCAGGAGAGAAAGGUCAUCAUAGUCUCUACUGUUCGCAGCAGCGUCAACUAUGUGCAGAUGGACCAAGACUUCAACAUUGGCUUUCUUUCGAAUGAGAAGCGGUUUAAUGUGGCCAUGACUCGAGCCAAAGCCCUGCUCAUUGUGGUGGGAAACCCAGUCAUCUUAAACAAAGAUCCUACUUGGCAGAGGUUUAUCCGGUACUGUGAGCUUCAGCAGGGUUAUACCGGCUUCGAUUUCAAGGAUGCCGACGGAGAAGAGGACUUGGUCUCUUGCCUGGCAUCUUUGAAAAUCACCUCUGAUGAUAUCGAGGAGAGCCCACUACAACAGCACGUGCACACGGAGUGGAGAGGUGAACAUUGAGGACCAACAAGCAAAUCAGACAAUCAGUUUACUUCCAGUUCAGGAGAAAGCAGACAAUUCAUUAAACGAGAACUUUUCAUCUUUCUGCAAUUCAAAGAUACAACUGGUUUUAUUAGUAUUACCAACAAUCUAAUCAAUAGUAUGAAGUUUUUACCUAUGGAGAGAUUUUAUUGUUUAUGCAAUACGUGUUCAACAUUGACAGUAUUAUUUGCUUUCAUUAGUAAACACUGUAAAGAUCUGAAACACACAAUGCUUGACAUCUGACCAAUUUCACCAGAUCAUUACAAAUUAUGCAACAACUUGUUUACUAAAUGAUCAAAUGUUAUGUUUUUAUUAUUUUCAUUUUAUUUUUGAAUCAUUUCAGCUAAUCCCGGUUAGGCGCACUUAAUUUAAGCAGAGUUUAUAUAUAUAUAUAUUUCAAAUGAUGCUUUGCACUUUACUGUAAAUUAUGAAUGUUUCUAGCAAAUAAAUGGGUUAUCACAAUAUUUUUAUAAUGGGAUUAAAUAAACAAACAAAAAACA